AUGGCGAUACGAAUCUUGACGACUUUGACUUUAGGAACGCUUAGUCUACUGACUAACGCCCAAACCUUGAUUCCCGCGGAAAUAGACCCCUGCCUUGACGAUGGCUUCAACAUCAGUCAGUGGGUUGCAGACAACGGCAUUCCUCCUAAUUACGUCCCGAGCACGACUGAAAACAGUCCAAUCGUUGCCCAAAGAAUCCUAGAUCAACCUGUGACAUCGGAAACCGGGAGGUCAUAUUCGACCACCUUCAACCAGACCAGCGUGCUUUACAUGACUGGAGUUACUGCCGAACUUAUCCAGGCAGAAGUCACAAAGUUCGGAGCACCCGAAGACCUUGGCCGAUCCCUCGGAAUUGGCUACAAUUCAGCCAUUUUGGCCGGCGAAAGAACAAUUCUUCGGUUUUCUGGAAGAAUCGAAACACACAACGGAUCGAUAAACUUGUACGCCACAGGAGCCGGGACCUCGGCCACUCUCAAUGCCCCCCGACUGUACAGCAGUGGCCCUGGUGCUAUCGGGCUUUACUCUGUCCGGGGUGCCGCUCUUACUGUCACUGACUUCCGCCACUGCUCGGGAGGCUUCCGGUCGCCCACUCUCGCUGGGCUCAAUAUAGACAGCCGUGGGGGUGUUGCCCACACCACCGGUCCGGGCUCUCCGUUGAUCUACUCUUUGGGGCGAACAAUGUCAAACAACUUGACCGGGUGGGCCGAAAAUUCCCCUGCCGUUAUCAUGGAAGGACCCCAAUACGUGCACCUAAGCGGUAACACGAUCACUUCAGGAGCGAUCAGUGGCGUCCUCUUCUUCGAUUGGGCUGUCACCGCAGAGCACGGUACUGGCACGAUGGAGGCGACUUCUCUCCGGCUUACGGCCCGCGAGGGCCCAGCCUUUUACCUUGCAAGCUUUUCCGCAGAGAUCACAUUGGUGGAUGCCAGGAUCGAUAAUCCUUCCGGAAUCCUGCUUCAUACAGAUACAAACACAGUAUCAAGAGAUAUCGAGAGGAUCGAGCCCCAACGCUGGAGCGGGAACCCCAUCGCGUCCAACUCAUCACUCACCAUCAUGCAAACAUAUGCCGUUUCUGGCGAUAUUGUCACGCAAGGCGGCUGCACUAUACUUGUUCAAUUACUGACCAACAGCACCUGGGAGGGUGGAGCAAACGCGUCUCUCAUCAACAACCGUGGGGGAGUGACCGUGCGGAUCGAUGAGACCAGCACCUGGGUUGUUACCAAGGACUCGUUCAUCCGAGGCUUGUCGGUCAUCCGUGGUGAUCUUGAACGGAUUGUAGACAGAAAUACAACCGUAGUGUAUGACAAGUCGGCGCCAGAGAGCGCAUGGCUCCAAGGGCGGACUUACACCUUGAAGAAUGGUGGACAGCUACGACCUUGGAACUAA
Colletotrichum graminicola M1.001 is the source of this 1386-nucleotide messenger RNA. RefSeq lists its product as uncharacterized. Bases 1 to 1386 code for a protein of 461 amino acids. Lineage: Eukaryota; Fungi; Ascomycota; Sordariomycetes; Glomerellales; Glomerellaceae. The transcript is spliced from 3 exons. The record is from RefSeq and is a predicted model, not a curated record.